AUGCGAAGGGUUCUAGGGCAUUUUUCUGAAGUGGAUCAAUGCUGGAGACUGUUGUAUGCUGCCACUUCAAUGGUGAAAGCUGUUCGGCUAGCCUCAGCUGGACAGUAUUUGAGUGCAGUUGCUGCCGCUGACCUUGGCUUGCUUAUGGGAGAUGGCAUUCCGAACCAGCUUCUGCAAAGAUACGCUCAAUAUUGUGACAGUCUUCUUCCAGCUCCGUCGAAUAGAUUUGUAGGAGAUGAUGUACGAAUAACUCUGUCAAUACCGAAAAGCCUGCCCAAUUCCACCCCAAUUAAGACGUUUGAAGAACUAUCAAAGUGGGAUUUCGUCGAUCAAUUUCUCAGUCGAGCCGAACCCGUCAUCGUGAAAGGUCUAAACAGCCACUGGCCAGCAUGCAAAAAUUGGAGUUUCGAUUAUCUUCACCGAAUCCUUUGUCAUCGCAUCGUUCCGAUUGAGCAAGGUUCCAAAUACACGGACAACGAUUGGUCCCAGGGACUCAUGACCGGAUCAGAAUUCUUCUGUACACUCCGUGAAGACAAGGACAGGCCUCUUUACCUCGCUCAGCACAGACUUUUUGAUCAAAUACCUCAACUUUGCGAUGACUUUUCUCUUCCACUGUAUUGUGAUCAUUGCGAGUUCGAAAACGUGGACAAAAAUGGUUGGAUCGGGCCAGGAGGCACGGUAUCGCCUCUUCAUACCGAUCCACGACAAAAUAUUUUUUGUCAGGUCGAUGUGUUGAACCCAGAUUUGGAGAAGUAUCCGAACUUUGCGAAGGUGCGAUGUUGGGAUGGAGUUGUGGAAGCUGGUGAUGCGUUAUUCAUUCCACAGGGCUGGUGGCAUCUUGUCUCAGCUCUUUCCAAUUCGGUUUCGAUUUCGUUUUGGUUUGAUAAAUGA
Molecule: messenger RNA, 891 nt
Organism: Haemonchus placei
Lineage: Eukaryota; Metazoa; Nematoda; Chromadorea; Rhabditida; Trichostrongylidae
Source: the annotation of a GenBank genome assembly